UAGUAGUAGACUAGGAGGCGGCGGCGGGGCGGGGAGGAGGGGAGGGAGGCAGAUGCGGGAGGCCCCCCGCGGGGUCGCCGGACCAGAUGGACACGCCGGAUAGGCCCCGCGCCGGCGCCGCCGCCGCCGCCGCCGGGUUCGAGGAUUCUCCUGUCUUUAAUUUCAUCAACAAUCUCUCGCCUAUACCGCCACCUAAACCUUCAGAAACAGCACAUAAUGUGCAGCUAUUCAAGUCGUUGGACUUGGCACCUGUUUCUUCAAUCUUUGCUUCACCACAUGUCAAUCCAGCAAAGGAACCUAAAAUUCUGAUCAGGGAUGAUUCUAUUCAACUUCCUCAAGAUUUGCACUCACCUAACAGUGUCAGGACGCGUGUAGGAUCCACAAUCACUUUUAGAAUGAUCAGAUGUAGAGACAUUGUGUCAGAGAAUUGCAACAUCAACUGUCGCCUAAACGAGGCUCCUAUUGAUCCUUCGGACCAUACAUCAAACUCUGAGAGUCAACUGCCUCAAUCCAUGCAGAAUGGUGUGGGCAGUGUUGAAAGUGACAAGGAUCAAUGUGCUGACGGUAAAACAGACCUUACCAUAUCUCAGGAGUGUACGGACCUAGAAGGUAUGAACCUUGAUGAGAGUGGCCCAGACAAAAUGGAUCCGUCACAUUCCAGGAUGGAUCUUCAUGAAAGCCAGCUUUCUGAACAGAAUAAGGAUGAGCCCGCAGCGUAUAAUGGGGAUUACAUGAUUGCAAAUCAACCAAAUAGUGAUAUGCUGACAUUAAGUUUGCCAUUUGGAACAGAAACACAGUCAGUGAAUGAUACACAGGAAGCUGAUAACUCCAACUCUGCUAAAUCCUUGUUGAAUGAAGAACCAAACUAUUAUAUCCAAAAUUCUGCGCAUGAGCCUCAUCUUUACUGGACUGGGGCAGUGGAAGGGGCAGCAGUGGAUUAUACCCCUCAAGCGCUCCCUGGUGCAUUGCAAAGUCAGUUGAUGCCAUGCAACAAGCUCAAUGAUCCCCGAGAUUACAUGCCAACAGAGCAAAAUGGCUUGUCACAGCAUUUACGUGGCACGCGUAGGCGCAGCCUUUUCAAUGAAAAGGCUGGGGCUAGUAAUAAAAGUGUAGAUAAAGCUUCAGAUCGUCGUUCUGUAAAUUCAACUACCCCCAAAUGCAAAACUAUUCCUGGUGACAUCAACUCAAAGCCUCUGAGAACCCCUCCAUGUGCAUUGCCUGGUAUUGGCUUGCAUUUGAAUGCCCUUGCUGCGAUACCAAAAGAAAAAAUAGUCUCUCGAGACAUCCUAUCUAAUAUAAAUGAAUCCAGUAAUUUGCCAUGCCCUGCUGGAUCUUCUCCACCACCUUCUGAACAAAACAUUAUAAAUGACGAUUUUGCUCAAAGAACCGAUGUUGCGAGCGCUGAACCUUCUAGUCAGGGUAGUCCCAAGAAGAAAAGGCACAAGUUUGACAAUGGUGAUGGUACCUCAUGCAAGCGUUGUAGCUGUAAGAAGUCAAAAUGCUUGAAACUUUACUGUGAAUGUUUUGCGGCUGGAGUAUAUUGUUCUGAACCUUGUACAUGCCAAGGCUGUCUAAAUAACGAGAGUCAUAUGGAAACGGUUCUAUCUACACGACAGCAGAUUGAAUCUCGCAAUCCAUUAGCAUUUGCUCCUAAAGUAAUUCACACAUCUGAGCCUGGCCUGGAAUUAGGGGACUUCAACAACAAAACUCCUGCUUCAGCUCGUCAUAAAAGAGGGUGCAAUUGCAAGAAGUCGUCGUGUCUAAAAAAAUAUUGUGAAUGUUUUCAGGGCGGUGUGGGAUGCUCCAUAAGUUGCAGAUGUGAGGGCUGUAAGAAUGCUUUUGGAAGAAGGGAGGGGGUUGCUGUGUUAAGCAUAGAGGAGCCUAAGCAGGCAUCAGAAGAAAACAAUGCUUGUGUGAAAGAAGAAAAAUGCGAAAUCGAUAAACAGCUGGUUAUCUACCAAGCUACUGACCUUGCUCCUGCUGAGAAUUUACUGACAACACCUUCAAUGGUGGAGUGCAGGCCCUUGGCUUGUCUUCCACCCCCAAGCUCCAAGAAACCAAGCUCCAAGAAGCCACGAUCCUCGACAAAACUUGUUGGACAUCCUUCUCGGCUGUGCAACUCUCAAGCUCCUCUGAAGACUGAUAUUCUGCUCUCCCAAUUCGGAAACUAUGCAGAAAUGGUUCUUGGAGAUAGCACAUCAGAUACCCUAAAAGGGAAUUCAUCUCCUCAAACUUCUGUUAAGGUUGUGUCUCCUAAUAAGAAGCGAGUCUCUCCACCACGUAUGGGUACUGGACUGUCUCCAAUCUGUAAGAGUGGCAGGAAACUGAUUCUCAAGUCCAUACCUUCUUUCCCUUCCCUUGGUGGUGACUUAAACAAUGAGGAUCCAAAGAGCAAGACACCAGCACCUUGAGAAUUUUGUGAUCGUCUGGCACUUGUGGCUCAUCCUAUCGGUUCCUGAGAUCCCCUACCGGCCAACUGCAUCAGAACUAUUUCUAUCAUACUCUAUUGAUGAACAACCAAGCAAGUUUCGUUUCUCCCAUUCUGUUUAGAGCUUGAUCAACCAUUUUUACAUACUGUUGAAUAAUCCACUGCCUGCUGUCCAAAGUCCCUCCCUCCAGAACCAUCUGUGGCAUUUGGUCUGCUGGUAAAUUAUGUUGAGGCCUCGAUGCCCGCUGCUGUCUGUCUGUAUAAUUUCAUGUUAUUUAUGUUCCAGAGACCCAAAGCUAUUUAAGACUUCUAUGUAACUGGGAGCAAAAUGUGAGAACUUCAUGUUGCUGAUAACAAAACUGUUAAAGACUUAUUUAUCUGAGGUUAAACUGUUAA
Messenger RNA from Panicum hallii, 2824 nucleotides. RefSeq names its product protein tesmin/TSO1-like CXC 2. NCBI's taxonomy places the organism in Eukaryota, Viridiplantae, Streptophyta, Magnoliopsida, Poales, Poaceae. The coding region runs from base 87 to 2411 and encodes 774 amino acids. The transcript has 11 exons. The record is from RefSeq and is a predicted model, not a curated record. Gene Ontology annotation, molecular function: DNA-binding transcription factor activity.